CCUGCCUCCAGUGCCACACCCUGUACACAAUCCCUUCAGAAAGGCUCUGUAGCUCUGGCCUCAAGCACAGUUGCAGCCACUGAGGGGAGAUGCCAUGUCCUGCACCUUCACAGCCCUGCUCUGUCUUGGACUGACUCUGAGGCUCUGGAUCCCAGUGCUGACAGGGUCCCUCCCUAAGCCUAUCCUCAGAGUACAGCCAGACUCUGUGGUCCAAGUGUGGACUAAGGUGACCUUCUUGUGUGAAGAGACAAUUGGAGCCAAUGAGUACCGCCUCUAUAAAGAUGGAAAGCUAUAUAAAACCGUAACAAAGAACAAACAGAAGCCAGCAAACAAGGCUGAAUUCUCAUUCUCAAAUGUACACCUGAGAAAUGCAGGUCAAUAUCGAUGUUCCUACAACACCCAGGAUGAAUCAUCAGGCUACAGUGACCCCCUGGUGCUAGUAGUGACAGGACACUACUGGACACCCAGCCUUUCAGCCCAGGCCAGCCCUGUGGUAACUUCAGGAGGGUAUGUCACUCUCCAGUGUGAGUCUUCGCAGAGCUAUCACAGGUUCAUUUUAACUGUAGAAGGACAGCAGAAGGUCUCAUGGACACAAGACUCACAGUAUAACAUCUCUACAGGGAAGUACCACGCCCUGUUCUCUGUGGGCCCUGUGACCCCCAACCAGAGAUGGAUAUGCAGAUGCUACAGUUAUGACAGGAACAGACCAUAUGUGUGGUCACCUCCAAGUGAAUCCGUGGAGCUCCUGGUCUCAGGUAAUCUCCAAAAAACCACCAUCAAAGCUGAACCAGGCUCUGUGAUCGCCUCCAAGAGAGCAAUGACCAUCUGGUGUCAGGGGAACCUGGAUGCAGAAGUAUAUUUUCUGCAUAAUGAGAGAAGCCAAAAAACACAGAGCACACAGACCCUACAGGAGCCUGGGAACAAGGGCAAGUUCUUCAUCCCUUCUGUGAGACGACAACAUGCAGGGCAAUAUCGCUGUUAUUGUUACAGCUCAGCUGGUUGGUCACAGCCCAGUGACACCCUGGAGCUGGUGGUGACAGGAAUCUAUGAACACUAUGAACCCAGGCUCUCAGCACUGCCCAGCCCUGUGGUGACAGCAGGAGGGAAGAUGACACUCCACUGUGCCUCACAUGGUCACUAUGAUAAAUUCAUUCUCACCAAGGAAGAUAAGAAAUUCACCAGCUCACAGGACACAGAGCAUAUAUCUUCUAGUAGACAGUACAGAGCCCUGUUUAUUAUAGGACCCACAACCCCAACCCAUACAGGGGCAUUCAGAUGUUAUGGUUACUACAAGAAUACCCCAUUACUGUGGUCAGUACCUAGUGCUCUCCAACAAAUACUCAUCUCAGGGCUGUCCAAGAAGCCCUCUCUGCUGACUCACCAAGGCCAUAUCCUGGACCCUGGAAUGACCCUCACCCUGCAGUGUUACUCUGACAUCAACUAUGACAGAUUUGCUCUGCACAAGGUGGGGGGAGCUGACAUCAUGCAGCACUCUAGCCAGCAGACUGACACUGGCUUCUCUGUGGCCAACUUCACACUUGGCUAUGUGAGUAGCUACACUGGAGGCCAAUACAGAUGCUAUGGUGCACACAACCUCUCCUCUGAGUGGUCAGCCUCCAGUGACCCCCUGGACAUCCUGAUCUCAGGACAGCUCCCUCUCACUCCUUCCCUCUCAGUGCAGCCUAACCACACAGUGCACUCAGGAGAGACCGUGAGCCUGCUGUGUUGGUCAAUGGACUCUGUGGAUACUUUCAUUCUGUCCAAGGAGGGAUCAGCCCAGCAACCCCUGCGACUAAAAUCAAAGUCCCAUGAUCAGCAGUCCCAGGCAGAAUUCUCCAUGAGUGCUGUGACCUCCCAUCUCUCAGGCACCUACAGGUGCUAUGGUGCUCAAGACUCAUCUUUCUACCUCUUGUCAUCUGCCAGUGCCCCUGUGGAGCUCACAGUCUCAGAAACCAUUGAAUCCUCCACCUGGUCUCUCAAAAGGCCCAACCCACCAAUUCCCACAGAGAACCAGGAUCACACAACGGAGAAUCUGAUCAGGAUGGGGAUGGCAGUCGUGGUCCUCAUCGUCCUUUCGAUUCUAGCCACUGAGGCUUGGCAAAGCCAUAGACAGACCCACCCUGCAGCUGGAAACUAAUCUAAAGAGAAAAGAAUGCAUGUUUCUAUGUUCUACACUCUGGGAAAUAUAUCUGAUGACCCAAAGUUGUCAAAAAAAAAACAAAAAACGAAAAAAAAAAAAACAAAACACUGUUGUGGUAUUGAGGAACUGUUGGGAUAGAAUGUCUAGGGAGCAAAAGUGUGGGGUUCAGAGGGAAGUGGAAUUUUAUAAUGAGGUGCUUCCUCAACAAAUGAAUUCCUGUCCCUCCACAUACUGGGAGCCUUUGUUUCCUGAACACUCUUCUGAACCCAGAAAGUGAGGGAAUAGGCUGUCCCACCUGCCUGGAAUAUCUUUCACCUAUGGAUUGUAAUUUUCUGUAUUUCUUUAUGGGAUGUAUUCAUUCACAUUUAAAGGCCUCUGUCAUCUUUAUAAAUUGUAUUUAAGGACA
Messenger RNA from Mus musculus (house mouse), 2546 nucleotides. RefSeq names its product leukocyte immunoglobulin-like receptor, subfamily A (with TM domain), member 6 (gene Lilra6). Bases 95 to 2137 code for a protein of 680 amino acids. NCBI's taxonomy places the organism in Eukaryota, Metazoa, Chordata, Mammalia, Rodentia, Muridae. The transcript has 10 exons. Gene Ontology annotation, biological process: cell surface receptor signaling pathway. Gene Ontology annotation, cellular component: plasma membrane. The record is from RefSeq and is a predicted model, not a curated record.